Messenger RNA from Solanum pennellii, 1314 nucleotides. RefSeq names its product GDSL esterase/lipase At1g29670-like. The coding region runs from base 10 to 1131 and encodes 373 amino acids. Gene Ontology annotation, molecular function: hydrolase activity, acting on ester bonds. The transcript has 4 exons. The record is from RefSeq and is a predicted model, not a curated record. Lineage: Eukaryota; Viridiplantae; Streptophyta; Magnoliopsida; Solanales; Solanaceae.
ACAAAAAACAUGAUGUCUCAAAAGGCAAAAACUCUCAUCAUCCAAAGUUUAUUCUUGUCAUCAUUUUUAUGUGUAUGCAAUUGUCAAUGCAAAUUUAAUGAUCAAAGCACAAAAAUAAAAGGAAUGUUUAUAUUUGGAAGCUCAUUAGUUGAUAAUGGGAACAACAAUUUUAUUGAAAAAUGUAAAGCAAAAGCAAAUUACUUGCCAUAUGGAGUAGAUUAUGUAAAAGGUCCAACAGGAAGAUUUACAAAUGGUAAAAAUGUGAUUGAUCUACUUGGUGAACUUGUAAAACUUGGUCCAAUUCCAACAUUUAAAGAUCCUACAACUAAAGGGAAUGUCAUUCUUCAAGGUGUUGAUUUUGCUUCUGGUGGUUCUGGUAUUCUUGAUGAAACUGGUCUUGUUUCUGGAGAAGUGAUGGGCAUGAAUGAACAAAUCAGAAACUUAGAGAGUGUAACAAUACCUGAUUUGGAAAAGCAACUUGGAUGCAAAAGCAAUGAAGCACUAAGCAAUUACUUAUUUGUAGUUGGAACUGGUGGAAAUGACUUUUCACUAAACUACUUCUUGAAAUUCCCAUUCAAUAAUUCUACUCUUCCAGGCUUCAUUUCUAAAUUGAUCACUGGACUCUCUCAACAACUCCAGAAGUUGUACGACUUGGGUGGACGAAAAUUUGUGGUAAUGUCAUUAUAUCCAAAUGGUUGCAGUCCAACGGUGCGCGCUAGACUCCCAAUUCCAACGCCAUUUGAUUGUGUUCAAACAGUAAAUUUAGCUUUGGGUCUCUACAAUACCAAUUUGAGGAGCUUGUUGGAUUACAUGAUGCAAAAAAUGCCUGAUUCUAAGUUUGUCUAUGUUGAUGUCUUCAACAUUAUUAGGAAUAUCAUAACAAGUCCUUCUCAAUUUGGUAUUGAUAAUGUGAGAGAUCCUUGUUGUGAAAUACUAACAAUAAAGGAAGGUGGGAAUUCAACUUUGUGCAAAAAUGGAGGACAAGCUUGUUCAAAUAGGAACAAAUUUGUGUGGUUUGAUGGGUUGCAUCCCACAGAAGCUGUGAAUAUUGUGCUUGCUAAUAAGGCCUUUAAUUCUGAGAUUGAUAGUGAAGUUCAUCCAACAAAUGUUAAAAAACUCAUAGAAGGGUAAUAUGGAUUUUACAAUUAAAAUAGUUGCAAUACGUAACAACUUUUUGAAGCCUAGGAUGAGAUUUUAGAAGAUAAUAUUUUUAGUUUAAUUAUAUGCCACAUUUCACAAGAGAUCUUCUCUAUGUUAAUAAAUAUGUAGGAGAUCAAUAGAAUAAAAUACAAGAAUCAUUUUCUUCUUUUGUAA